GGCUUAUUGUUGGAAUCUUUUUAUUUAUUUUUUUCUUUUAAAAAACAUUUAACCAACUACUGAAAAUUCACCUUUUUUAUUUUUUCAUCACACCAUAAACAAAUUUAUUGAUCAAUCAAUUGAGCAGUUGGCUCAUUUCUUUUCUCCAAUUCAAAUUCACAACAAUCCAAUCAAUGCAUUUUUGCAAAUUUUCAUUUCUAAUACCUCUGCAAAACUCUGCUAAAACAUUCACUUCAUCUCUUUCCCUCUUCUCUACCUUUGAGUUCCAUUUAACCAAUCAACAAAGCUUUGAAGUAGAAGAAUUUGACAGAGCUUACUGGACCAGACGAAUUCAUAAGCUUUGUGCUAUUGAUGGAGAUGUAGACGAAGCUCUUCGACUUCUCGAUGAGCUUCGACUUCAGGGUUAUCAUCCUGACUCUCUCAAUCUCAGCAGCAUUGUUCACGCUCUCUGUGAUUCUAAACGAUUUUCCGAAGCCCACCGGCGAUUCCUUCUCGCUGUUUCUUCCCAGUCAACUGUCCCUGAUGAGCGAACCUGUAAUGUUCUCAUUGCUCGCUUGCUUUACGCAGCUAAUCCGCAAGAAACUGUGCGUGUUAUUUCCGCUUUGUUCUACCAGAAGCCCCAGUUUGUACCUUCGUUGAUGAAUUACAACCGUCUAAUCCAUCAGCUUUGUACUUUAGAAAGAAAUAGAGAUGCCCAUCAGCUGUUUGUUGAUAUGAGAAAGAGAGGACAUUCUCCUAAUGCUGUUUCGUAUACUACUUUGAUCGAUGGGUAUUGUGGGGCUGGGGAGGUUGGGGAAGCUGAGAAGCUGUUUGAUGAAAUGUCUGAGUGCGGUGUGAUACCUAAUGCACUCACUUAUAGUGCUUUGAUUAGGGGGAUUCUUCGAAAGCGGGACAUCGACCAUGGAAAACAACUGAUUAGGAAGCUUUGGGACGUGAUGCUCACUGAAGACGACAUGCAUGUAAACAAUGCAGCAUUCUGCAACGUGAUCAAUUGCUUGUGUAAGGAAGGGUUCUUUCAUGAAGUGUUUAAUAUUGCUGAAGACAUGCCUCAGGGUAAAAGUGUGGUUCAGGAUUUUGUAUAUGCGCAAAUGAUAGAUUCUCUGUGUAGAUUCGGGAGGUAUAAUGGGGCUGCUCGGAUAGUUUAUAUGAUUAGAAAACGAGGAUUCGAUCCAAGCUUAGUUUCAUAUAAUACAAUUGUUCAUGGUCUCGUCAAGGAAGGCGAUUGUUUCAGGGCAUAUCAGUUGUUGGAGGAAGGAAUUCAAUUUGGCUACUUGCCGUCAGAAUUCACUUACAAAUUAUUGGUAGAAGGUUUGUGCUAUGUAAAUGAUCUUGUUAAGGCCAAUGAAGUCGUCAAUAUGAUGUUAUAUAAGAAAGACAAUGACAAAACAAGGAUUUAUAACAUAUAUCUUAGAGCUCUUUGUGUUGUUGAUAACCCAACAGAGCUUUUAAAUGUCCUUGUGACCAUGCUUCAAACUCAAUGUCAACCAGAUGUAAUCACCCUGAAUACUGUUAUUAAUGGCUUCUGCAAAAUGGGAAGAAUUGAAGAGGCUCAAAAGGUUUUCAAAGAUAUGAUGAUGGGGAAGUUUUGUGCCCCAAAUGGUGUGACGUUCACAACUGUUAUUAGCGGGUUUUUAAAACUCGGGAGGGUUGAAGAAGCUCUUGAGUUAUUGCAUAGAGUUAUGCCUGAAAAAGGUUUAAAGCCCAAUGUUGUAACAUAUAAUGCAGUUAUCCAGGGGUUAUUUAAGUUACAUCGGAUAGAUGAAGCUAUGGAAGUCUUCCAUAGCAUGGUAAGUGGUGGCAUUGUUGCUGAUUGCACGACUUAUACUGUUAUUAUUGAUGGGUUGUUUGAAUCCAACAAAGUUGAUGAAGCCAAAAGAUUCUGGAAUGAUGUUGUUUGGCCUUCAAAAGUUCAUGACAGUUACAUAUAUGCAGCCAUUCUAAAGGGGCUUUGUCGCUCUGGUAAACUGCAUGAUGCUUGUGAUUUUUUAUAUGAAUUAGCAGAUUGUGGGGUUACUCUUUGUGUCGUCAAUUACAACAUUGUUAUUAAUGGUGCUUGCACAUUGGGAUGGAAGAGAGAAGCUUAUCAGAUUCUUGGUGAAAUGAGAAAGAAUGGACUAGAACCUGAUGCUGUAACAUGGAGAAUACUGGAUAAAUUGCAUGGCAAUGUGGAAAAACAGUUCCGCGAGGAUUCAACAUGCAAUUAAGUUGGGGGUUUAAGAUAAGCCGGUCAUUGAAAAUUUUUUAGUCUUAAAUAAAGAGUGAAGUGACUAAAUCAAAAAGCCUGAGGGCAGCAGUUGUCUCAGUUGUUAUAGAAUGAACUGUAUGUAUGUUUUCAUGAUAGUAGGAUGUCUUUGAUGGUUAGAAGCAGUACGUGAUAUUGCUUCUGCUACAUAUCUAACCUUGGAAACACGGAUGGAGGAAGCGUUGGACCCGACCAGUUAUACAAAAUCAUAAUUGAUUUACAGGAGAUUCAACAUUUGCAAGUAGCCAGGUAAAAAGAAAAGAAACUGCAACAUAACUAUGAAUAAGUCAGAGAAGUUUUCAGAAGGUGAUUCAUCAUAUCAAAUGGAUGUACUUUCGCGUGUAAUAUCUCUUCUAUUUAUUAGUCAUAGCCUCCGUGAUAUUUUUAAAAAAAUUAGACAUUCAUCUCAUUUAACUCAAUGAUCUGAUGUUUCAUUAUCUGAGAAUUACUUCUUUCAGUUUUUUGUUUGUUACUGCCUUGCCAAAUGCAUCACCCUGCCUUCAAUAUUUUAUAAAUGGAUAUUCAAUUGAAUAGAGAGCUAUUAUUCUUCUCACAUCAAAUCUGCAAAUUUGUCAUGUCAAUACUUUUUGACGUUAUAUGUUGAAGAACUUACACUCCAUGUUGAUGUAAGCACCCAGCAUUCCUAUACCUUGAAGCUUCUGUCACUUUCCUUAGCUAAAUAGAGAGGUAUAUAUUGGGACUAAAGACUGUUCAUCAUUUAUAUUAAAGUUGUUCCUUUUAUAAAAACCGUAACUAGCUGUUUUGAGGUGCUGAACAUGAAGAAGUAGCUUUACGAUGCAUCACUGUGUUAGUGCAGUUUUAUAAUAGCAGUAGAGCUUUAUUUUCAGUACUGCAAGUGAAGGAAUAACCUGCUGGAGAAUUACAAAAGGAGGAGAAAUUGAAUUGCUUCAGCUGCUAUACAAACUUUUCGACUGAAGAAGUCUUGUAAGUAGCUGUAGUCUUCAUUCUUAAUUUGCACCUUAGAGCCUUACUUUCAGAUUCUGUUUUUCAUUUUAUUUCUGUUGAAUGGUUAACUUAUUCCUUUACUCAUACAACCUCCAUUAAUGGUAUGUUCUCUGGAAAGAUUUCAUGUAUCGUUGCAUACAUAUGUGGUUCAUUGAGCCAUUUUCUGAUCUUCAAGACUUCUCCUUUCUGAAUGGAACUUCCCUAGAAAUGCUAUACAGACCAUAAAUUCUCAUUGCUUCACAGUGGCAGUCGCGUGUUUCUGUGCUUCAAUCAAUUUACAUGGUUGAGAUAAGUGCAUAACGUCUAACAUGAUAACUUAGGAACAUACUAAAAUUUAAUUUGUUACCUAAUAGGACAUUCAGAUCACAAUCAAGGAUGUGGAAUUACUGCAUUAACAGAAUGUAAUUUAUUCUAUGGGAUUUUGCUUUUGCAGCUCUUGUUUUGUGUCAUGGCAGGUCAUAUGAAGCUCAACACCAUUCUACAAGUUGUCAUCUUGUUUUUUUUUUAUGAACACAAACCACUAAUUUCCAACAAUUUACUCUCAACUAAACACAGUUCUACUAAUAAUCUUUAUUUUUGUGAUCUGUUGUUUAGUAGUUUUUCCAUUACAUAGAAUGUUGGGGAAAAUGACAAAAUGGUCCCUUAUUUUUUUAGUAGUAGAUUCAAAGUAGCUUUAGUAUCAAUUGAACAAUUUUAAUCCAUUAAAUAAUUACCCAUCUCGAUUGUUAAAUUUAACCGAAAA
Solanum lycopersicum (tomato) is the source of this 3950-nucleotide messenger RNA. NCBI's taxonomy places the organism in Eukaryota, Viridiplantae, Streptophyta, Magnoliopsida, Solanales, Solanaceae. The record is from RefSeq and is a predicted model, not a curated record.